Messenger RNA from Lathyrus sativus (Indian pea), 648 nucleotides. Lineage: Eukaryota; Viridiplantae; Streptophyta; Magnoliopsida; Fabales; Fabaceae. The record is from the annotation of a GenBank genome assembly.
AUGGACGAGAACGGCGACGGAACCGAGGAGUACUUAUUCAAGAUCGUCCUAAUCGGCGACUCAGCCGUCGGAAAAUCCAACCUCCUUUCCCGAUUCGCGCGGAACGAGUUCGAUUCGAAUUCCAAAGCGACGAUCGGCGUUGAAUUUCAAACGCAGACGGUGGAAAUCGACGGGAAAGAAGUGAAGGCGCAGAUCUGGGAUACGGCUGGUCAAGAACGGUUCAGAGCUGUUACUUCUGCUUACUAUAGAGGCGCUUUUGGUGCGCUUGUUGUUUAUGAUAUUAGUAGAAGAGGGACUUUUGAUAGCAUCAAGAGGUGGCUCGAUGAACUUACAACUCAAAAUGAUAGCACUGUCGCAAGAAUGUUGGUCGGAAAUAAGUGUGAUUUGGAGAGUCUCAGAGAGGUGAGCACAGAAGAAGGCAAAGCUUUUGCAGAAGAAGAAGGCUUGUUCUUUAUGGAAACAUCAGCACUUGAUUCUACCAAUGUCCAAAAGGCUUUUGAGAUUGUCAUCCGUGAAAUUUACAACAAUAUCAGCCGCAAAGUCUUAAACUCUGAUUCCUAUAAGGCCGAAUUGUCUGUGAAUCGAGUAAGUUUGGUUAAUGGGGCGGGAUCAAAGAAAAACCUGCUCAAUUUUUCAUGUUGUUCUUGA